Gracilinanus agilis (Agile Gracile Mouse Opossum) is the source of this 3885-nucleotide messenger RNA. RefSeq names its product cell cycle associated protein 1 (gene CAPRIN1). Bases 1 to 2001 code for a protein of 666 amino acids. NCBI's taxonomy places the organism in Eukaryota, Metazoa, Chordata, Mammalia, Didelphimorphia, Didelphidae. Gene Ontology annotation, cellular component: cytoplasm. Gene Ontology annotation, molecular function: RNA binding. The record is from RefSeq and is a predicted model, not a curated record. The transcript is spliced from 18 exons.
AUGCACGCUGGAGAGACUUUCAGGUUUUGUAUCUAUUUAAAGCAAGGGUGGUACUGGGAGGGAGCAGCGUUUAUCCCCGUUUCACAGGGCAAGCUUGAUGAUUACCAGGAUCGAAUGAACAAGGGGGAAAGACUUAACCAAGAUCAACUGGAUGCAGUGUCUAAGUACCAGGAAGUGACAAAUAACUUGGAGUUUGCAAAAGAACUGCAGCGGAGUUUCAUGGCCCUGAGCCAAGAUAUUCAGAAAACAAUAAAAAAGACAGCCCGGCGGGAACAGCUGAUGCGGGAGGAAGCAGAACAAAAGCGUUUAAAGACUGUCCUUGAGCUCCAAUUUGUUCUGGAUAAGUUAGGUGACGAUGACGUCCGUAGUGACCUGAAGCAAGGUGUCAAUGGUGUGCCCAUACUGAGUGAAAAUGAAAUGGCAGUUCUGGAUGACUUCUAUAAGCUUGUCCAGCCGGAGCGAGACAUGAGCAUGAGGCUAAAUGAACAAUAUGAACAAGCAUCCAUUCAUCUGUGGGACUUGUUGGAGGGAAAGGAAAAACCGGUGUGUGGAACAACCUACAAAGUCUUAAAGGAGCUGGUUGAACGCAUUUUCCAGACCAGUUACUUUGAUAGCACCCAUAACCAUCAGAAUGGCUUGUGUGAGGAAGAAGAGACAGCUGCUCUGCCGGCAGGGGAAGACCAGGCAGCAGAAGCUGAAGUUGAGCCAGCAGAAGAAUACCCUGAACAAAAUGAAGUUGAGUCAACAGAGUAUGUAAAUAGACAGUUUAUGGCAGAGACUCAGUUCAGCAACAGUGAAAAGGAACAGGUAGAUGAAUGGACAGUUGAAACAGUUGAGGUGGUAAAUUCACUUCAGCAGCAGCCACAAGCCGCAUCUCCCUCUGUGCCAGAGGCCCACUCUUUGGCUCCAGUGGCUCAGGCUGAUCCUCUCGUGAGAAGACAACGAGUACAGGACCUCAUGGCACAAAUGCAGGGGCCCUAUAAUUUCAUACAGGAUUCCAUGCUGGACUUUGAAAGUCAGACACUUGAUCCUGCCAUUGUAUCUGCGCAGCCUAUGAAUCCAUCCCAGAGCAUGGACAUGCCUCAGCUUGUCUGUCCUCCAGUUCACACUGAAUCUAGACUUGCUCAGCCUAAUCCAGUUCCUGUACAGCCAGAAGCUACACAGGUACCUUUGGUUUCAUCAACUAGUGAGGGAUACACCACAUCCCAGCCCAUGUACCAGCCUUCUCAUGCCAGUGAGCAGCGACCUCAGAAAGAAUCCAUUGACCAGAUUCAGGCUGCGAUGUCACUGACUGCAGACCAGGCCCCGGCAUCCUCACCCCUUCCUGCUGCUUCUCAGCCCCAGGGAUUCCCAGCUGGAUCAAGCAAACCCUUACACAGCAGUGGCAUCAAUGUCAACGCAGCUCCAUUCCAGUCCAUGCAAACGGUAUUCAAUAUGAAUGCUCCUGUUCCUCCUGUUAAUGAGCCAGAAACUUUAAAGCAACAGAAUCAGUACCAGGCUAGUUACAACCAGAGCUUUUCCAAUCAGCCUCAUCAAGUAGAGCAAACAGAACUUCAGCAAGAGCAGCUUCAGGCCGUGGUUGGUACCUACCAUGGUUCCCAGGACCAGUCGCACCAGGUGGCAGGUAACCACCAGCAGCCUCCUCAGCAGAACACUGGAUUUCCACGUAGUAGUCAGCCCUAUUACAACAGUCGAGGAGUGUCCCGUGGAGGAUCUCGUGGCACCAGAGGCUUAAUGAAUGGAUACAGGGGCCCUGCCAAUGGAUUUAGAGGAGGUUAUGAUGGCUACCGCCCUUCAUUUUCUAACACUCCAAAUAGUGGUUACACACAAUCCCAGUUCAAUGCUCCACGAGACUACUCUAAUUACCAGCGGGAUGGAUAUCAACAAAACUUCAAGAGAGGAUCUGGGCAGAGUGGACCACGAGGAGCCCCUAGAGGUCGUGGAGGGCCCCCAAGACCCAACCGAGGGAUGCCGCCAAUGAACACUCAGCAAGUGAAUUAAACCGGUUCACAGGAUUAUGUUUAAAACGCCAAAAACACACUGGCCAGUGUCCCAUAACAUGUUACCAGAAGAGUUAUUAUCUAUUUGUUCUCCCUUUCAGGAAACUCAUUGGUAAAGGGACUGUUUUCACCCCUAAAGACAGGACUAGAGUUGUCAGCUUUAUGUUACCUGGAUAUGGAAGGAAACAAUCUUUCCUCUGCAUGUUCUGUCCUAAGCGUCAUCUUGAGCCUUGCACAUGAUACUCAGAUUCCUCACCCUUGCUUAGGAGCAAAGCAAAACACACACACUUUUGGGGUGAUCAGAUCUCCAUGGUUAUUUGAUUGAAGUUGCUUGGAAAAAAAAAAGCAAGAUUGACUCAUUUUUGACAUUGGAUAAAAUCUGCAAAUCAGCCCUAGAGUUGUUGUUCUGAUGGUAAUUGAAAAAAACUAAAAUAUUUCCCACGAAAGGAAGAUGGAAGGAGUGGAGUGUGGUUUGGCAGAGCGACUGCAUUUCACAGCUUUUUCUGGUUUAAAUUGGAGCAAUGAACGUUAAGAUGCAUGGGUCCCUAAUUACACAAAUAAGGCUGACUACCAGCUUUGAUACAGCACUAUUCAUCACCAGGCCAAACUACUGUGGUUAAAAAUAUAUACAUAGAAAUUGCUUUGUAACAGCUGAUAAUUGUUAACGAGACAAAGCCAAAAAUGCAAAAUCAGGCUUUGAUUGGCACUUUAAAAAAAUGCAACAACUAUGGGAUGUAAUCUGGAUGGCCGCUUCUGUAUUUAAUGUGAAGUAUUUAGAUACUUUUGGAACCCAUUUAACAGUUUCUUUGAUAGCAAUGACUUUUGUAAGGAUUGGUACUAUUCAUUUAUCAUUCCUUAUGACAUGCACAUUGUCUGUCACUAAUACUUGACCUUGCUGUAUUGACACCUAAAUAAUUGGUACAGGUACUGAUGGAAAUCUCUAAUGGAUAAUCAGAACACUUUUGGUCACAUGUCUCUUUCUGCAGCCUCAAGGGUUUUAAAAGAAAAAGAUAUCAAAUGCCUGCCGCUGCCGCCCUUUUAAUUGCUAUCUUUUGAAAAGCACCAGUAUGUGUUUGGAUCGAUUUCCCCUUUUCAGGGAAAUGACAGCCAGCAGUUUUCAGUUCUAAUGGUAUAAUUAAAACAAAUAAAACGUGUUUAUAAAAAUGGUAUCCUGGAACACUGGUGUUGAGCAGCUAACAUGCGUGGUUGAGAUCAUGCAGUUGUUCAUUGUCUCUUUAAGAAUUUCAGUUCUAUUCCACUGAAGUUUUCUAGCAGCUUUUGUUGUAGUGCCCUGCAUUUACAAAUCACUUUGUCUCGACUAAUCCACAUUGAUGGAGUUCAGUUCUUUCCUCCUCCUGUCAUUGAUCUUAGCCACAGUUGCAAAUCUCUUCCGUUACAUAAGGAAUACCCCAGGCUUGCUGGAGGUUCCCAGCUCAGUAGUGAUUUAGCCUUUCUUGUGCCAUUUGGUGGAUCUCAUGCGUGCACUUGGAGUGCUAGCUGCACUUUGAUGUGCCUAUGGACUUCUCUGCUGCUUGCUGUGCGUCCCACUUUGGCUUCAUGUUGAAUUAAUCCCAUGUGUUAAAGCAAAGGCUGCUAAGUUAAAUGAUCCUUGUAGUCCAGAAACUGGAUUUUAUUUUCAGCCUUCAGCUCAGUAAUUUGACAAGUAGUUGUUCAGUUACUUUACUUUUUGAAACCAUUCUUAAAAUAUUCAUUGUUAGAAAACUGGAUUUUUGCUGACCUUGUAAUCGACUAAAAUGAUAGGCUAUUGAAGGACUCUUGAGAACAUUCCACAUUCAGAAGUUUUGUAAACGGGAUGGGGUUGAAGGGGAGGGGGGCUGGUCUUCAAUGUUUAUUUUAAAAUAAAAUAAGUUCCUGUCUUUUCUCA